This is a messenger RNA of Tuber melanosporum (Perigord truffle), 625 nucleotides long. RefSeq lists its product as uncharacterized. The coding region runs from base 377 to 625 and encodes 82 amino acids. The record is from RefSeq and is a predicted model, not a curated record. Lineage: Eukaryota; Fungi; Ascomycota; Pezizomycetes; Pezizales; Tuberaceae. The transcript has a single exon.
CACGGUAUCACAACCCUCUAUCUAAAACUCUCACCUCCGAAGCUGCCCAUCGGUAGCAUUACAAGUUGGAACCCCCCCUACCCAACCCGUGGCCAUUACUCGUAUCUGUGAAAUUCCCAUAUCCUACCUACCCUCCACGGCCACCGGAGCUGGUAAACGAAUUCGCGAGUACGGAUCGGUUGGUCUGGAGGAAUUCAUAUUUCUUGAUAUACUUACUACUCCCGAGGGCAUGGUGUACUUUCGGUUAAGAGGUGGAGAUUGACUGGGUCUUGUGAGAGAGAAAGGCACGGGGGCGAACAGAGAGCUGGUAACCUUUUCAGUUGCUCGCUUGGGAAAAUCUAUAGUUUGUUGGCGGUCUCAUAAUUGAUAAGUUGGAAUGAGGGUGUGCUUUUGGAAAGGAUAUCCAUCAAUCCAUACUCUUUUUGGGCUGUCCCCCUUGCGGGCUAUGGUCGAUCCGGUCGUGAAGCCAGAGUACAAUACCUUGCAUCGAGUGAUUUCUUAUGAAUAUUGGUACUUCGGUCAGUCAUUAUCAUGCAACGGAGCCCAGAGGAAAUCGCCCCAACAUCAUAGGUACCCUCUAAACAGCUCAGGUGAUCAGGAGUAUCUCCAGAGAGUGUGUGGCUGA